This is a messenger RNA of Aspergillus chevalieri, 1032 nucleotides long. RefSeq names its product palmitoyl-protein thioesterase family protein. Bases 1 to 1032 code for a protein of 343 amino acids. Gene Ontology annotation, molecular function: palmitoyl hydrolase activity; thiolester hydrolase activity. Lineage: Eukaryota; Fungi; Ascomycota; Eurotiomycetes; Eurotiales; Aspergillaceae. The transcript has a single exon. The record is from RefSeq and is a predicted model, not a curated record. Gene Ontology annotation, cellular component: lysosome.
AUGUACUCCCUCCCACUCCUCCUCCCCUUCUUAAUAGCCCCUUCAGCGACCCUCCCACACCAACAAACCAACUCGCACCCGGAAACCAAGUCCCCCGACCUCACCCCCCUCCCCCUCGUAAUCUGGCACGGCCUCGGCGAUAGCUACCAAAGCAGCGGCCUCUCCGAAAUCGCCUCUCUUGCCGCCUCCACAAACCCCGGCACAUACAUCCACAUAAUCCACCUCUCCGAUUCCAGCACCGGCGACCGCCAAGCCUCCUUCCUCGGCAACGUAACCGAGCAAGUCGACUUCGUCUGUGAGCAGCUAUCCUCCGAACCGAUCGUCGGCACAGCACCCGCGAUCAAUGCGCUGGGAUUCUCACAGGGUGGACAGUUCCUCCGCGCGUACGUGGAGCGGUGCAAUGACCCGCCCGUGCGGAAUCUGGUCACCGUGGGGAGCCAGCAUAAUGGGAUUUCCGAGUUCCAGGAGUGUAUGGCGCUGGAUUUGAUAUGUAAAGGGGCGGAAGCGCUGUUGCAUGCGGGUGUGUGGUCGGAUUUUGUGCAGGGGAGGUUUGUGCCCGCGCAGUAUUUUCGGGAUCCGAGGGAUGAGGAGUCACUGGGAAAGUAUCUGGAGAGCAGCAAUUUUCUCGCGGAUAUCAACAAUGAGCGUGAGGGGUCGAGGAACGAGGCGUAUAAGAAGAAUCUGAAGAAGUUGAACAAGUUCGCGAUGCUGAUGUUCGAGGAUGAUAGCAUUGCCCAUCCGAAGGAGAGUGCGUGGUUUGCGGAGGUGAAUGGGACGACUGGGGAGGUGACGCCGUUGAGGGAGAGGGAUGUUUAUAAGGAGGAUUGGCUUGGGUUGAAGGAGUUGGAUGAGCAGGGGAAGUUGGAUUUUCUGGCACUGCCGGGGGAUCAUCUGCAAAUGGAGGAUAAGCAGUUGGUGAGGUUGUUCCAGGACUAUUUUGGGCCUGUGGAGGUGGAUUUGCCGGAUGUGAUGCCUGCGAAGGGUGCAAAGGGUGCUAAACAUGCUGAGAAGGUGCUUGUUCAGCAGUAUUGA